AUGGCUUGCCGGGGGCUGCCGUGUGACACCAGCGCCAGGGCAGGGACCCCGGUGCUGCUCGAAGAACCGCUUCAAGCCCAGACACAACUAACCUCUCUUCCCCUCUCUCCCGCUUCCUCUCUCUGCAGCAACGUGAUGCCCAAGACGCUGGAGGGGCAGAUAACGAUGGAGAAAACCCCCAGCUACUUCGUGACCAACGAGGCCCCGAAACGCAUCCACUCCAUGGCCAAGGACACCAAGCUGAUCGUGGUGGUGCGCAACCCGGUGACCAGGGCCAUCUCGGACUACACGCAGACCCUCUCCAAGAAGCCCGACAUCCCCACCUUCGAGGUGCUGGCCUUCAAGAACCGGACCCUGGGGCUGAUCGACGCCUCCUGGAGCGCCAUCCGCAUCGGGAUCUACGCGCUGCACCUGGAGAACUGGCUCCAGUACUUCCCCCUGUCCCAGAUCCUCUUCGUGAGCGGCGAGCGGCUCAUCAUCGACCCUGCCGGCGAGAUGGCCAAGGUCCAGGACUUCCUGGGCCUCAAAAGGCUGGUGACGGAGAAACACUUUUAUUUCAAUAAAACCAAGGGGUUCCCUUGCUUGAAGAAGCCGGAGGACGGCAGCCCGCCCCGGUGCCUGGGCAAGUCCAAGGGUCGAACUCACCCCAAAAUAGACCCCGACGUCAUCCACAGACUGCGGAAGUUUUACAAACCGUUCAACGUCAUGUUCUACCAAAUGACGGGGCAGGAUUUCCAGUGGGAGCAGGAAGGAAGUGACAAGUGAAGGCGGGAGGGCGCGAGAGCCCCUCUGCUCUCGGACUCGCGCGUGGCGGGGUCGGGCCCCACCUUUCCGCCCGGGCUGCCCCGUCCCCUUGUGCUGCCGUUAGUGGGGGGCCGGGCGGCGCUGCUGGGGGGGAGGUUCUGAGCCCUGCCCGCGCCAGCGAAGCCCGACAGGGACCAGGCGAGGCAGUAGGUCUCAUCCCCUCCGCUCUGCUCCGGUUUUCCCUCGCUAGCUGCAAGAGCCCUGGUAUUUCGCGGCACGCACCCGGUCACACGCGCACGCUUGGGCGGGGUGGGGAAGCCAAGGGAUGG
This is a messenger RNA of Gavialis gangeticus (Gharial), 1073 nucleotides long. RefSeq names its product heparan sulfate glucosamine 3-O-sulfotransferase 4-like. The record is from RefSeq and is a predicted model, not a curated record. Bases 1 to 765 code for a protein of 254 amino acids. Gene Ontology annotation, molecular function: [heparan sulfate]-glucosamine 3-sulfotransferase activity. The transcript is spliced from 2 exons. Lineage: Eukaryota; Metazoa; Chordata; Crocodylia; Gavialidae.